AUGUGGCUGAAAGUUCGCUCACACCAGCAGAAUAUAGUCGUGGGAACUGCAUAUAGACCACCCUGGCUAGACGUAAAUAUAUUCCUAGACGCUAUCACUGAAUCGGUCACCUCCUUCUCGCACUCUGACGGCUUGAUAUUGGUGGGAGACUUCAACAUCAAUCUCCUUGAUGUCAGCGGCCGUGGGUAUAGAGCCUUCGCACAAUUCAUUGAGAGUCUGAAUUUAAGUCAAAUUGUCAAAGAACCCACCCACUUCACAGACCAUAGUGCCACUUUAAUAGAUGUUGUGUGCACGGAUGUUCGGGUUCCAAAACUGACAGUUAGGCACUCACCAGACCGAGGUGGGCAUGCCAUGAUACUGGCAGAAGUCAAGAUUAAAGUGAACAUACCAAGUCCUAGAUGGGUGACAUAUAGACCGUUUAAGAACAUUCUGGACCAUAGUGCCACUUUAAUAGAUGUGUUGUGCACUGAUGUUAGGGUUCCCAAGCUGACUGUGAGGCACUCGCCAGAUCGAGGAGGGCAUGCCAUGAUACUAGCAGAGGUCAAAAUUAAAGUGGAUAAACCUAGUCCUAGAUGGGUGACAUAUAGACCGCUCAAGAACAUUCUCAUUGACCAGCUGAACGCAGAUCUAUGUGCCAUACGGUGGGGAAAUUUUAAUGAAAUCAACGAAGUUAACGAACUCGUAAGAGCUUUUACAACAUGUAUUAUAGGGUUAAUGGAUUUACAUGCCCCAAUAGUGACAAAAAAGUUUAAAAACCCUCCCCAUCCGUGGGUAACGGACACUGUCAGAGCUAUGAUGCGUAUUAGGGACAACUACCACAACAAAUACAAAAAACUCAAAACAUCUGCUCUAAAGGACUGUUACAGACAAAUGAGAGGGAUGGUACUGGAGGCUUUGGAACAGGAGAAAAAAUGUUAUUUUGAAAAGCAUAUAAAUAGCAAUAUAGGAAAUUCUAAGAGAUUGUGGAGGAAUCUUAAGAAUACUGUACUCCCUAACAAUGGGAAGACAAUCGCUACUAUUAUCAAUUGCUCACUGCAGCAGGGAGUGUUUCCUGAUGACUGGAAGGUAGCGGCGGUGACACCUUUGCCCAAGACCAACCGGCCGGCUUCACUCCAAGACCUUCGUCCUGUCAGUAUCCUUCCAUGCCUCUCCAAGGUAUUGGAAAAAAUUGUAUGCAAGCAGUUAACCACUUACUUGGAGAGGCAUAAUAUACUUCCAGAGUUGCAGUCGGGUUUUCGUGGGGGGCAUAGCACUGCGGCUGCUCUGGCGGAUGUUGUGGACAACCUUCUUGCAGCUCAGGACCGUGGUAUGGUGUCCGCGUUGCUUCUUCUUGACUUCUCACGAGCAUUCGACUCAAUUAACACGUCGCUGCUGCUGUCGAAACUCAGAUUCUAUGGUCUUGAACAAAGCGCUAUCAAAUGGUUCCACAGUUAUCUGCAUGGACGGAGUCAGUAUGUGGAGCUGAGGCUGAGCAACGGUAAAAAACUUUGUUCACAAUCUCUACCUGUGAACCGUGGAGUCCCACAAGGCUCGAUCUUGGGGCCGAUCCUCUACAUUUUGUACAGUGCUGAUAUCAUAGGACAUAUUGCACACUGUCGUUAUCACUUGUAUGCAGAUGAUUUACAGCUGUACCUUUCAUUUGUGCCUUGUGAUCGGGGCGGAGCUGUGGCCUUGAUAAACAGGGACUUACUUAUCCACCUGGUGCUCUGA
Molecule: messenger RNA, 1710 nt
Organism: Ostrinia furnacalis (Asian corn borer)
Lineage: Eukaryota; Metazoa; Arthropoda; Insecta; Lepidoptera; Crambidae
Exons: 2
Coding region: 1-1710 (569 amino acids)
Molecular function (GO): catalytic activity
Source: RefSeq, a predicted model, not a curated record